Molecule: messenger RNA, 1552 nt
Organism: Schizosaccharomyces octosporus yFS286
Lineage: Eukaryota; Fungi; Ascomycota; Schizosaccharomycetes; Schizosaccharomycetales; Schizosaccharomycetaceae
Product: glutathione-dependent formaldehyde dehydrogenase
Exons: 3
Coding region: 123-1259 (378 amino acids)
Biological process (GO): formaldehyde catabolic process
Cellular component (GO): cytosol
Molecular function (GO): S-(hydroxymethyl)glutathione dehydrogenase [NAD(P)+] activity; zinc ion binding
Source: RefSeq, a predicted model, not a curated record
GCUACCCUUGAAGUAAGCAUUUUCCACAGUCAUCAUAUUUAGACUCAGCAAAAUUCAAACCUGAUUGUCCAUUGCUAUUCCAGUUGUAGAAUACCUUUUUCUUUUGAUACGUUAGGUUAAAUAUGUCUUCUGAAGGAAAAUCUAUCACUUGCAAGGCCGCAGUUGCUUGGAAGGCUGGAGAACCCUUGUCUAUAGAAAAUAUUCAAGUAGCUCCUCCAAAGUCUCAUGAAGUUCGUGUUCAAGUUAACUGGACGGCUGUUUGUCACACUGAUGCUUAUACCCUUUCUGGUGUAGACCCUGAAGGUGCGUUCCCUGUCGUCUUGGGUCACGAAGGUGCUGGUGUCGUUGAGAGCAUUGGCGAAGGCGUUACCAAUGUUCGUCCUGGUGAUCAUGUCAUUCUUCUUUACACUCCCGAGUGUAAAGAAUGCAAGUUCUGCCGUAGCGGUAAAACUAACCUUUGCUCCAAAAUCCGUGAAACCCAAGGUCGUGGUUUAUUGCCCGACGGUACUUCUCGUUUCUCCAUUGAUGGCAAGCCCCUUCUUCAUUAUAUGGGUUGCUCAAGCUUUAGCCAAUACACCGUUGUUGCCGACAUCUCUCUCGCUGCCAUUUCCCACUCUGCUCCUCUUCGUAGCGUUUGUCUUUUGGGUUGUGGUGUCACAACUGGUUUCGGAGCCGUUACUCACUCUGCCAAGGUUGAGGCAGGCUCGACUGUUGCUGUUAUCGGAGCCGGAUGUGUUGGUCUUGCUGCCAUGCAAGGUGCCGUUGCUUCAGGAGCCUCCCGUAUCAUCGCCAUUGACAUCAAUUCUGAAAAGGAAGCUUUCGCCAAAAAAUUUGGCGCUACUGAAUUUAUUAAUCCUACCAAGGUUGACGACAUCGUCCAACAUAUUACAGAGUUGACUGACGGUGGUGUUGACUAUGCUUUUGAUUGCACUGGCAACGUUAAUGUUAUGCUUCAAGCCCUACAAUUCUGCCACAAAGGAUGGGGUAAGCUCUGCGUUAUUGGUGUGGCUGCUGCCGGUAAGACCUUGGCUUUCCGACCUUUCUUGGUUGUUACCGGUCGUCAAAUUCUGGGCUCUGCUUUUGGUGGUGUCAAAGGCCGCACUGAGCUUCCCAACUUUGUGGACGACUACCUUCAAGGUCAUUUCAAGGUUGAUGAAUAUAUCACUCACUCUGAAAACUUGCACACUAUUAACAACGCCUUUGACCACAUGCACGAGGGCAAGUGUAUCCGUUGUGUAGUCGAUAUGAGCAACCCUUGAAUAUGCUAACAAUCUAAAAGUGCUUUGCUCUUCGAGCUUCGUACUUGAAUGUGAUUGCUUUUUUUUACGUGUUUGAAAAUGAAUAGUGUUUAUCGUUCCUCUUUUUUGUUUUUACUUAUUCCUAAGAGCUGAAAGUAGCUAAACUCUUUCCCAUUUUUGUAGUGAGACUAGUCGAUAUGUCAACUUGAAAACUACGCAUGUAGUCACUAAUAGCAAGCUUUUAUACUCUAGUUGAAUAAGUUCAUUCAUAACCUGGUACAUUACACUCGUAGUAAUCUAAGAAAGGAAGUGGU